UGACCACAUGGCUCACAUGUUAGCCAAUAGGAACGCUUCCUUCGUGCGCGCGGAACUUGAUUCAGGAAGUACGCAUUUCAUUUUCUUGUUCCUCACAAAUGAGCGAAAACAAGUCUUUAGAACCCUAAAACCUGAUAAAUUACUUGUUUAAAAAGGAAAAUAAUUCGGCCGAAAAUGUCGGCUGCUGAGUCUACAUAUGUAUCAACGCUUGGAAAAGGCGACAGUCUGCACCAACAGGUUCUCGCCUCCUUCCCUCUGUGUGACAUAACAGAAGAAGAUCUGACCCAGAACCCUCAGUUCUGUAAACUCCUGGCCACCGUGGCACAGCAUGUGGACCAAAGUGGACUCACUGUCCCACUGAAGACAGAGCUGGAGAAGGCUGAGCAGAAGCUGCAGAGCCAGAGGCGUUACUGGCUGCGCUCCGAGGGGAUCCACAAAGCGCUGCAAGAGCUGACCCAGGACCACUGUAUCAGGAAGCACCACGCCACUGUACCACCUGACCAGAACAUGUUCUAUGAGACGAUGGAGAAGUGUCUGCUGGUGGCUCAGUGUAUCAGACAGCUGGAUCCCAGUAGCACUACCAACCGGGACCAGCCCUCUGUUCUGGGUCUGACCCCCCAACAGAUGAUGGAGCUCAUGCCAUCGGAGAUGAAUGUUCAAAGAAUGAAACAGAGUCUACCCAGAGAGCUGGAGAAACAUCUGAAGACAAAGUGUUUGAGCCUCCUCUCUUACUAUCAACCUGAAUGGGAGAACGAGAGUGAGAGUGAGGGUCUGAAGAACAGCAAGUUGUCUCAUCUAUCAGCCCAGAUAGACAAUGAGAAGAAAAGAGCAGAGAGUCUGAAGGAGAGCAGCCGGGAAAACAGUGUCCUCCUGCAGAGACUGACCCAGCUCUACCUCUCUGAACAGAUCAAGUGUAUUCAGCUUCUCCAGUCCCUCAUCUUGGACCACAGGCUGAGGAUCCAGACAGAUCUGGAUCGGAAGAAGUUAGACUACUUUGAAGGAAAAUGUGAAUUAGUCUUGCAGAAGAUCAAGACUGAGAUGGUGGAGAUUCAGCUGGACACGUACAAAGUGGACACAAUAUCUGCUCAUACAAAAAUGAGAGAGAAGCUGUCGUCUGAUCUGAAGGCCAGUCAGGUGGAGAAGCACUCCGUUGAGUUGAAACUGGCCUCCUUUAAGAUGUUGGGGAAAGACUUUGAGGCCUUGGCCGAGGAGUACUGCAGACUACGGCAGGAGAUAGAAAUUAAUACCUGGGCUCUGAAGGAGUUCACCGAGUGCAAGGACAAGUGAAGGUCAUAUCUGACAAUGGGACAACAGCCAGCCAUCCCCUGCUCAUAGUGUGUCAGUGCUCACAACGGCAUGCUGGCUUUUGGAUGCUUGUCACAGACAGUGUGUGGAUAUUUGGCUCCCAUAUUACUUCUAACUAAGAAUUCUGUUUAAUAACUGCCAUAAACUCUUAAAAUAGUCAACCACAUUCAGUACACCACCAUGAUAAUCAACAUUUAUAUGUUUUAUGUUUCUACCUGAACCCAUUUUUAGUUCACGUUUGCAUUUCUCUUUGUAAUUAAAUGCAGUGUUACACUUAGCUUUACUUUCCGUCUCUGAAUGAUAACUUUCUUAUUUACAUAUACAUACAUAUAUGAGGUUAAGAAAGUGAGAGUUAGUAGUAUAUUAAUAUUUACAAUGCAAAAAUCAUUUGUCUUCCUACUAGGCAUAGACAGUGGUCUUGGUGGCCUGAUCUUACUUCACCUAAAAUACAAAUGAUGAGGUAGAAUUUUCUUGUAACACUUUAUCUCAAGCAUCAACACAGUAAAAUGUGGGGAUAUGGGCAAGAAUUGUUGUGUAUAUUUAAGCAAUAGCUCACGACAGGCCGUGGUAUACGCUCAGUAUAUCACGGCUAAGAACCAAUCAGAUUGCUUGAUGUUACUUGUCCGUUUUAUAAUGUAAUAUAAACCUCUAAGAAAAUUAACUAGAUUGAGUAAGUGUGAACAUGCCGUUAAUAUUUGUUUCCUCUGAAAAAAAUAGAUGACUGCCAGACAAAUAAUCCUUAUAAAAGAUCAACUAUCAGUUGUAGCUCCUAAUUUUCUGUCUUCUCCUGUGGGAGUAUUGAUUUUUUCAUCAAAAACACUUGUGAAGAAUUGAGGAAAUAAUUUGUUGGUAAACACUUGCAUGACAAUUUAUGAUGAUCAGAUUAAUGACAUUUUGCUGCCGUUUGCAGGUGUAUCCACAAGAUGGCAGUAUACUUUCAAUUUUCAACAGAUGUCAUGUCAUAUUUUCUACCAGACAGUUAUAUUUUUGCAGACAUGCUUGUUUUGUUUCUUUAUUAUCCUACUAUAUGCAAUCAUUUCACAAAAAGCUUUUUCUUUUCAACUUGUCACCCCUCUGUAUAAUAUCACAAAAAGUAAUGUUGUUGUUCAAAGCGCAAAACAACCCAUAUGAUUUAAUGUGAUUAAUGUAAUAAUCAGUCUAUUUUAUAUACUGUAUGCAUUUUAUAUGUGUAUACAUAAUUUUCCACGUCUCUAAGAUGCUGGGAAAUGUUUAGGAACCUUUAUAUACACAUUAUAUGGUAGGAACCAGUUAAGAAGUGCCUCUAAUUACUUAUUUAUUUAAGUAUUUUUGUCAUAGUCAUUUAUUUAACUUUAUCAGAGCAAGUAGCAAUCCCUUUUAAACAUGUCUUAUUAAUGCAGCAUUUAGGGAAUUGUGUUUAUUGUUUUGAUGUUGAUAAAGACUGUAUUUGUUAUUUGACGCUG
Trematomus bernacchii (emerald rockcod) is the source of this 2747-nucleotide messenger RNA. It is a transcript of the gene haus4, whose product is annotated as HAUS augmin-like complex, subunit 4. Lineage: Eukaryota; Metazoa; Chordata; Actinopteri; Perciformes; Nototheniidae. Gene Ontology annotation, molecular function: microtubule minus-end binding. Gene Ontology annotation, biological process: spindle assembly; centrosome cycle. The record is from RefSeq and is a predicted model, not a curated record. The transcript is spliced from 9 exons. Gene Ontology annotation, cellular component: HAUS complex. Bases 175 to 1287 code for a protein of 370 amino acids.